Messenger RNA from Phanerochaete carnosa HHB-10118-sp, 690 nucleotides. RefSeq lists its product as uncharacterized. The record is from RefSeq and is a predicted model, not a curated record. The transcript is spliced from 6 exons. NCBI's taxonomy places the organism in Eukaryota, Fungi, Basidiomycota, Agaricomycetes, Polyporales, Phanerochaetaceae. The coding region runs from base 58 to 546 and encodes 162 amino acids.
CGGACAGCACCUUUCUUGAUUCCAGAACACCAGAGGCGACGAUUCUGCCGUGACAUGAUGUCGACAACAGCAGCAGAGCCCAGCCAGAGCACGGCGGCGGCGAGCUUGGCGUACCCGCCGUUCGGCGAUGGAGACAAGUACCGGGGCGCAGUGGUCGAGGACCUGCAACUGCCCCCUGCGUUUGCGCUGCCGCAAGACGAGGCGAUCUCACGGGCAAUUGAGCUCGCGUACGAGCGCGACUUUUCACACAUACCUGUGCUGGACAGGCACCGGAAGCCGCUCGGCUACAUCGAUGUUGCCGGGCUCAAGAAGAAGUGGGAGGCGGGCGAAGCGAGUCCGGAUGAGAAAGUGUCAAAGUACAUUAUCAAGUUCAUCCGCUCUAGUUCGCAUCCGUACACGGUCAUCACCCCAUCGACGCCCCUGGCCGAGCUCGAGCAGUUCUUGCAAGACAAGAUCUUUGCGCUGGUUACCGACGCAGGGCGGAAGUUUGUCCUCGCCGUCGUCACAAGGCAAGAUCUCGUUAAUUUUGUGCAGAGGCGGGGCUAGUCUUUCAUGUUCAAUUAAUCCCCCGCACACUCACGACUUGUACGCUUGGACUCGACCGCUCUGCCCUCUAAUGACUGUGUAUCCAUCUCUGUCGGCUUCAACGCCUUCAUGUCCGUCGCACCAUCAAGACAUUCUAAUCUAGUC